Messenger RNA from Staurois parvus, 261 nucleotides. The record is from the annotation of a GenBank genome assembly. NCBI's taxonomy places the organism in Eukaryota, Metazoa, Chordata, Amphibia, Anura, Ranidae.
CUGUACCGUGUCCGCAGUCUCUGGUCAUCUCCUGUACCGUGUCCGCAGUCUCUGGUCAUCUCCUGUACUAUGUCCGCAGUCUCUGGUCAUCUCCUGUACUGUGUCCGCAGUCUCUGGUCAUCUCCUGUACUGUGUCCACAGUCUCUGGUCAUCUCCUGUACUGUGUCCGCAGUCUCUGGUCAUCUCCUGUAGUAUGUCUGCAGUCUCUGGUCAUUUCCUGUACUAUGUCUGCAGUCCAUUGGUCGUGUGUGUUAUGGAACG